This is a messenger RNA of Venustampulla echinocandica, 606 nucleotides long. RefSeq lists its product as uncharacterized. Gene Ontology annotation, molecular function: protein binding. The transcript is spliced from 2 exons. Gene Ontology annotation, cellular component: nucleolus; preribosome, large subunit precursor; nucleus. The coding region runs from base 1 to 606 and encodes 201 amino acids. The record is from RefSeq and is a predicted model, not a curated record. Gene Ontology annotation, biological process: ribosomal large subunit export from nucleus; ribosome biogenesis; endonucleolytic cleavage in ITS1 to separate SSU-rRNA from 5.8S rRNA and LSU-rRNA from tricistronic rRNA transcript (SSU-rRNA, 5.8S rRNA, LSU-rRNA). Lineage: Eukaryota; Fungi; Ascomycota; Leotiomycetes; Helotiales; Pleuroascaceae.
AUGGUAGAUUCUAUGGCGACCGAGGUAGAGACCAAAGAGCCUCUUCCUAUAACCGUUAACAAACCCACUCCCUACACGUUCGAUUUGGGCCUCCUCCUCGCCGCCGACCCCAAUCCGCUCCUCCUCAACGGCCGCGAAAACCUCGAAGAAGACCUCGCAAGCACCGCCCGAGAUGGCGCUCAAGCGCUCUUAAAUCAAUUGCUCUCUACCUGUCCAAUUUCAAGCACACCGAACGGCGUCUUGCUUUCACUUCCGGCAAUUGAGACCCGUCUCCCGCGCGAGAAGCCUCUGCCACCACCAAAAGCGCAAACAACAUGGGAGAAAUUUGCCGCUAAGAAGGGCAUAAAAGCCAAGACAGCUGAUCAGCGCAAAAAGCUCGUGUAUGACGAGGCCACCGGUGAAUGGGUGCCCAAAUGGGGUUACAAGGGCAAGAACAAGGCUGGUGAGGAUGACUGGAUUGUUGAGGUUGAUGAGAAGAAGGAGAGGGAGAGGAAAGAGGGCACGGAACGACAGGGUGAUGGAAGGAGGGAGCGGAAGGAGAAGGUUAGGAGGAAUGAGCGGCUUCAGAGAGCGAAUGAGAGGAAGGGGAGGAAGAAUGGACAGUGA